This is a messenger RNA of Wallemia ichthyophaga EXF-994, 1599 nucleotides long. RefSeq lists its product as uncharacterized. Gene Ontology annotation, biological process: protein refolding; response to heat. Gene Ontology annotation, cellular component: cytoplasm. Lineage: Eukaryota; Fungi; Basidiomycota; Wallemiomycetes; Wallemiales; Wallemiaceae. Gene Ontology annotation, molecular function: ATP binding; heat shock protein binding. The record is from RefSeq and is a predicted model, not a curated record. The transcript has 2 exons. Bases 1 to 1599 code for a protein of 532 amino acids.
AUGAGAGUUACACAGAAGCAGCUACAGAUUUCAUUCCAGCUUUCAAACAGCACGUCUACACCAACCAGAAGCCUAUCUAGAAGCCUCUGCAGGCGUAGCAAGCAGUUUAGUACAUCCACAAAAUUAUCAUUCAGAUCAACGUCUCCAUCUUUACAGACCAAAGACCCUUAUCAAGUACUUGGUGUUAACAAAGAUGCUCCCACUUCUGAAAUCAAGAAAUCCUUCUACCAACUUGCUAGAAAAUUCCACCCUGACACCAACAAAGAUCCAAACGCUAAAGAAAAAUUCGUUGAAAUCCAAUCCGCUUGGGAAACUUUAUCCGACGAUACAAAGAGGAAGAACUACGAUCAAUUCGGUCCUGCCUCUCAACAACAAGGCUUUGAUCCAAACAUGUAUGGCAGCCGCGGUGGUCCUUUCGGUGGUGCAGGUGGUUUUGGUGGCUUUGGUGAUGCUUUCGGUGGUGGUUUCCCAUUCGGUGGCGGUGGCAGCUUUGGCGGUGGCUUCGGUGGUGGCAAUGCAUCUGAUCUCUUUGAACAGCUUUUCGGAAGUGGGGCUGGCGGUGGUGGUAGAGGUGGCUUCGGUGGCAGCACAGUCACUCGCGGCGACGACAUUGAGCUCAACGUAAAUAUUCCCUUCCUCGACGCUGCUAAAGGCAAGACAGUAAAUCUGGACACUAAACCACUCAAAAACUGUGGCACUUGCAAAGGUAAUGGUCUUAAAAGAGGUAAAUCUAGAUCAACAUGCAAGGCGUGCAACGGUAUGGGUACGCGCACUUUCGUUAUCCAGGGCGGUUUCCAGGUUGCAUCUACUUGUCAAGUCUGUCAAGGUUCCGGUUCUUCCAUCAAGAAAGGCGAUGAGUGCGAUAGCUGUGAUGGUGUAGGUAAAGUACGUGGUAAGGGUGCAGUCGAAGUGAAGAUUCCUGCCGGUGUAGAAGAUGGAAUGAGAGUUAAAGUGAGUGGUAAAGGAGACGCACCAAUAAGCGGCGAUGGUCCUACUGGUGAUUUAUUCGUGCGGAUCGGUGUCUCACCAAGCAAAGAUUUCAGCAGACAGGGCAUGCAUCUAUUCCAUAAUGCUAAAGUACCUCUUCACGUCGCAAUGCUCGGUGGGAGACUGAGAAUACCUACGCUAGAUGGCGAGGUUGAUAUACGCGUGCCUAGUGGUACACAGCCCGGUGAAGAGAUGGUGCUUAGAGGCAAGGGUGUGCCUAGGAUCGGCAGAGGUGGCGAGAAGGGAGAUCUGAUGGUCGGAUUCCAGGUACAGGUCCCUCGCAACCUCACACCAUUACAAAGAGAGAUCGUUGAAGAGUUUUCUGAUGUCACUGAAGGCAACGCCGUGCGGAGAAAGUAUCCAAGCGUGACUGAGGAAGUGAGGAAGGCGCAGGAGAGCAAAGGGGUGAAGGAGGUAAACGCAGGGGAGAAGGAUGACAUAGAUAAGAAAGACGAUGCAGAUUCGUCAGACGCAAAGGCAACAGAUGGAGACGGAGAUGUAAAUAGAAACUCAUCAAACUCAUCAAACUCAUCACUAUGGGGAAAAAUCAAAGACAACUUCUGCGCAAACGACAAGGAGAAGGAAGAAACCCAAGGGAAAGAUAAAAAAUAG